Molecule: messenger RNA, 1259 nt
Organism: Loa loa (African eye worm)
Lineage: Eukaryota; Metazoa; Nematoda; Chromadorea; Rhabditida; Onchocercidae
Exons: 10
Coding region: 71-988 (305 amino acids)
Biological process (GO): regulation of store-operated calcium entry
Cellular component (GO): endoplasmic reticulum membrane
Source: RefSeq, a predicted model, not a curated record
CUGAUGUUUUGCUUAUUCGUUAUUUGCACAAUUUGACGUCUUCAUUUUCUGGUUAACACCAAGGAUUAUAAUGUCGUGCUACGGAUUAUAUGUUAUAUUUUUAAUUGGUACUGUUAAUUUAUGUGAGAGCUCAGGGAAAGUCCGUUUGGCCGAUGUCACAACGCUAACAUUAUAUCGAGAUAAGUAUACCACAGGAAGAAGAUCUUCUCCAAUUCCACAAAUUCAGUGUGUCGGAGGAUCGGCAGAGGGGAAGUUUGAACCUAGAGUUGUCCAAUGUUACAACAAAGGUUAUGAUGGCAUCGAUGUCCAGUGGGAGUGUAAAGCUGAGAUGAGCGAUCAGUAUGAAUUUGGAGAAAUCCGCAUAUCUUGUGAAGGAUAUGAUUACGCAGAUGACCCGUACAUCUUGCGAGGUUCUUGUGGCUUGAAGUACAGCCUGGAAUAUAGUCGCGCAGGAGGGAGCAAUUAUGGUGACGGCAAAAAAGUACCAAGUGCACCAACGUAUAAGAAAGAUCAUGAAUUUGGUUCCUUGACAUUUUCGACUAUAGCCAUUUUGCUUUUGUUUUUCUUUGUAGUCUACUACAGUUGUUUGCAACCCACUGCUGGUGAUAACAGGACACGUCGCAGUGGAUGGGGUUGGGAUCAAGGACCACCACCUCCACCAGGCAACGGAAGACCACCACCGCCAGGUUUCAAAAGCUUUACACAUCCAACCGAUGCACCUCCUACAUACGAAGAAUCUUUCUAUAACGCAGCCGGUGCACAAUCUCAGUCCAGUGGACCUGGUUUCUUUUCUGGUCUUGGAUUGGGCGGCUUAGCUGGUUACUUGUACGGCAGGAGCCAGAACAGUGAAGACAGUUUCUUUCGAAGUAGAAGAUCGUAUGAGCAAGAUGGUUCCCGGAGCUCUUCACAUGGUAGGUAUAGGAAUGAUUCGCCAGGGCCUUCAACAAGUCGAACAACGUCAGGUUUUGGUGGUACAGAAAGAAGGUAACGCUGUUACACUUGGUUUUGUGUUCUGCGUCCCUUUGAGUUGUUGGCAAAGGAUGUGCCAUAUUUUAUAUAUUAAAUUACUACCAAACAUGAAUUUUUACUGGACUACUGAGCUUGAUUUAUUUUGAUGUCUUUAUUUUCCUUGAUUUAUGUACGUUUUCAUUCUUAACAGUGGUUAGUUUGUUCUUAUUUAUUAUUUCUAUUUCUAUAGAAAAUGGAAUCAGAUUUUGAGCAAAUCUUCAGUACUACAUUUUUUGUAAAAAAGACUUUCC